AUGUUUGCUAAGUCUUCGAAAGACAUACUCCGUACUGCCUUUUCUGGCUUUGUUGCCAUGAGCUAUUCCAGCAGUGAACUGUCGACGGGGUUCAUCUCCAGACACUCCACCUGCAUCAUCUGUCAGCAGCGCUACCCUCAGUUUCCAACUUUAACCCGCCAAAUGGUAUAUCUUUUUCAAACAAUAAUCGGGAUUCAUACCUUUUUACUCAUUAACUUCUACUUCAUUGACAAUACUUCGCUUGCCUUAUUUUGUUACAGUCAUUGUAGAUGCUCAGACCAACCUCUUAUUGACUCAUUUUGGCCCAUUUAUUUUAGCUGGUAG
Protopolystoma xenopodis is the source of this 324-nucleotide messenger RNA. The record is from the annotation of a GenBank genome assembly. NCBI's taxonomy places the organism in Eukaryota, Metazoa, Platyhelminthes, Monogenea, Polystomatidea, Polystomatidae.